Messenger RNA from Cricetulus griseus (Chinese hamster), 3141 nucleotides. The record is from RefSeq and is a predicted model, not a curated record. NCBI's taxonomy places the organism in Eukaryota, Metazoa, Chordata, Mammalia, Rodentia, Cricetidae.
UCUUUUGCGCGCCCUGCUUGCGAAGAUGGCGGUGUGUGUUGGCGCGCAGGCUGUGUGCGGAGCCGUUUCACAGCUCCCCGGCAGCGGAAUGUGAAUGCGGCUGGAGGAGGGUGCCACCGGGAUGAGUCGGCGAAAAGUAUGAAACACCAACAAGAGUUCUGAAAACAGAUUUAUUGUCCUGUGCCUUCAGUUCCCCAAAUGAUCCAGAUGGACAGACCGAUAUCUUCUGGGAUCAAAAUUCUCCAAUCACCAAACAGUUAGGGAAAGGAAGAAAAAAGCAGAUUUCCAGUACAUACACUGAUGAGAUUUCGCAUAUUGUCAAUCGUAUUGCUCCUCAGGACGAAAAACCAGUGACAAACUCCAUGCUGGGUGUGUGGAUUGGUGACACUGCUAUUCCUUGUACUCCUAGCGUAGCAAAAGAAAAGUCAAGAGUGAAAAUCAGCUGCACUAAGUUAAAAACACAAAAUCGAGAAAAAGAACUUAUGAAGUUGGCUAAGCAGUUUGAUAAAAACAUGGAAGAACUUGAUGUGAUUCAAGAGCAAGAUGGGAGGAAUAAUGAUUUUAUCCAGACAACUUCAGAAGUGGGACAUUUACACAUUCAUAAAGAUUCUGUGCGGAUGGAGACAGAUGAUAAAGUUCCUGAAAUCAGUUGUGCUCUAGUAAAGAAGCAAAUGGAAGGAAACAUCGGGAUAACUGUGGCAGAGGAGCAAGACAGCAAUCAGAAACCCUUUGACCAUAAUGUUGAAGCAGCCCUUAAUGCUAUUUUUGAUGGUUCCACUCAGAUGUGUAGUGGACAAUUAAGCCAAUAUUUGUCAUCAGAAGCUUUUCUGAACAAUAGUAAAAGUACUUUUGUAAAGAAAAGUAGCUUAAUAGAAGAGGACAUCAUUAUUAAUGAAACUCUGCUCACUGAAAACCUUCCAAAUAAAACUUCAUUAUCACCUUCCCCCCAGGUAGAUACUCCCUUACUGCAAAAAUCAUGUGUGACUCCUUGUGCAAAGAAGCCAGAAGCAUCUAAUAAACAUGCUGCUGAUGGGUUGACUGGUAGUGACUUUGAGGAUGACUGGGAGAGCUUACUGGGCAAUGAACCUUUCCUUAUGGAGAAUGCUGAAAUGCUUGAACUCUUUCCUUCCACAACUGCCCAAGUUACUGGUCAGAAGGCAAUUUGUACUGUUGCUGCUAAAAAUGAUACAAUCACAUCAAGAACAAAUACAGAUCUAGGUGGAAAGUUAAGAGACUCAAAAAUAACUCUGGAUCUUCCUUCAAAGACAUGCAACAAAGAACUAAGAAAUUCUGGAAGUUAUAGAUUUUUAUCACGUCCAAGUGAUGAAUCAAGCAAGUUACCAUUCACUUUCAGUAACGUUAAAGAUGAAGAUUGUGUUGAUGUCUCUAAUCUUACCAGAGUAAAAGAAGAUAGUGGUAGUAAGUGUAAUUUUAAUGUGCUUGCUUCUGACAGUUCUGGUUCAUAUUCAAGAUACCCUAAUGAACAAAAAUACGGGUUCAGUGUUAACCCGCCUUUGAAAACACCUGCUGUCACUGCUCCCAGUGGCUCUGUAUUCUUGGACAAAGAAAACAGUGUUUGUAACACAAAUCAGACUAAUGGAUUAAAGUUCAGUUCUUCCAUUGAUGACUGGAAUGAUCCCUUGGUGGCCAGUGAAAUGAUUAAAGCAUGCAGUGAAUUAGAGACUACCUGGGAAGCAGAUGAUGUAGAUGAUGAUUUGUUAUAUCAGGCAUGUGAUGACAUUGAAAAACUAACUCAACAAGAAAACAAGCGCAGUAAGCAGUCAGAAAGUAUAAAUAACACUUCCAAACAGGGAUCCAGAAAUAUCUAUACUGCAUCUAAACAAAGAAGCCAGUCGGUACCUUCUAAACAUUGGAAUCUUGUCAGUUCGUCAGUGCCACCAUCCCUAACAGAUAACUCACAGAUACAUAAAUCAGUGAAAGUGGAAAAAAGAGACCCAUGUGGAGAUUACCCCAAUAUUUUGUAUGCUACAACAAAUUUGUCUGUGUGUUCUAGAAAUUCAAUUGAUAAUCAAUAUAUACCAGUACAGGUGAAUGGCUCAAAAUUUAUCCUUGAAGGAAGUUCAAGUUUGAAUGAUAGUUUGGGUCGAAUGAGCACAGAAAUUGCUACUAAUACAAAGUUCAGUACUCAUCAACUAUCCCACAAAACCUUAGCAGAUAGAACUCAGAAUGACAACAAAAUACUGAGGGUCUCAAAAUUUACAUUUAAGACCAAAAAUCCUCAGGUUCUUUCCCAGUUAAAUCAAAACUGUAUAGCAGGAAAUAUGCCUGUUAGCAAAACCUUGCAGGAUUUAGGAAAAAAGGAAACUGUCAAUUCAUUGCUUGAGGAUAAUCACCAGCGAUCUUCCAUAAAAUAUUCUGCGUCUUUGACACCAUCUUCUAAAGAUGAAGAAGAGAGGAAUAGAAAGUAUUCUCCUGAGGAAAUUCAACGAAAAAGGCAGGAAGCACUGGUUCGAAGAAAGGCCAAAGCACUGGCAUUGCCCACUGUGCAUCCAGCUCCCAUUUCACUUUGAUGAAAUUUGAGUUAGACGGUUUCAAACUGUUAAUAACUAUCCGUGAUAGAACUUUUUUUUCUUGAUUUCUCUGUGAGAAAUUUAAUGCUGACUUAUAAAGCACGGGCUUCUACUUUGUUAUUUAAUAAAUCAGUGUUUAUAAUGGGAAAUGAAACUUUCUUGGAGAUGUAUGGAAUUAUGUAUAUGUUUUAGAAAAGUUAACAGUUAAUGUAUAUACAGAGGGAAGUGCUUGUCUUUAUUACAUGUGGUAGCAGCUGAGCAUCAAAAAUAGCUGUAAAUCUUCAAACAGAUUAAAAUGACUAAACAGUGACUUAGUUGUGUAGUAUCAUUUUCAGUUACUUAAGGCUUUUUAUACAUUGACAAUUUUUAAUUAAUAUUCCAUAUUCUUAGUGGCCUUGCUAAGAUAUAGAGAACUUCUAUUUAUUGGAUUUUUUUUAAUUACUGUUUUCAGUUGCUAGCCAGAAGUAGGUUUAAAUUUUAGUAUUUCUAAAUGUGAUUCAAUUUGAAAACAUUUCACUGUUAAGAAAAACACAGACUGGCAUUGUCUUGUUUAACGAAAAAAAAAAAAAGUAAUAAAGCAUCAUUGACAAUUAGAGUCGGCAGAAACGCC